Salvia hispanica is the source of this 456-nucleotide messenger RNA. RefSeq lists its product as uncharacterized. Gene Ontology annotation, molecular function: protein serine/threonine phosphatase inhibitor activity; protein phosphatase 1 binding. The record is from RefSeq and is a predicted model, not a curated record. NCBI's taxonomy places the organism in Eukaryota, Viridiplantae, Streptophyta, Magnoliopsida, Lamiales, Lamiaceae. Gene Ontology annotation, cellular component: nucleus.
AUAUUCUUUUAAGGUGAAAUUGGGAACCAAAUCAAAUACGUAAUUCAACAAUGGCGCGACCGACCUCCACCGCCCCUUCUACGGCGACCACCACGGCCCUCGAGACGUCCUCCUCCUCCAACCAGCAUCCGCAGAUUAGGGACUCGCUGGUGCUGAAACUGAAGCUUCCGAAGAAGAAGGUGUCGUGGAAGGAAGGAACCGUAGACAACGAGUUUAUGAAUAAGAAGAGCUCCAAAAAAUGCUGCAUCUUCCACAAGGAGAAGCCUUUCGACGAGGACGAUUCCGACGCCGAGUGCGAUCACGAUCACGAUCAUGAAGAGGCUUCGACGAGUCGGUGAUUCAUCGAUUUAAUCGCUCGAUGAUUCUGUAAGCGGUUAUUUUGUGAUUGCGAUUGUCGGAAAUGUUGUAAAAUCUACUGGAAAUUCGAUUGGAAUACGAAGAUUUGAUUUGAUUUGA